This is a messenger RNA of Lecanosticta acicola, 348 nucleotides long. Lineage: Eukaryota; Fungi; Ascomycota; Dothideomycetes; Mycosphaerellales; Mycosphaerellaceae. The record is from the annotation of a GenBank genome assembly.
AUGGAAAGCCCAGCAGCGGUAGCACUCGAAGAAUCCUGGCCUCUGAUCCUCCUCCAACAGAACCGACAUAAUAGCAGCAGCAGCAGCACCGAUCUCCUCGCCCGCGGCAGGACUUCCUCCGUCAGCUCUUCCAACACCGCCGCCGCCAACCCGUGCGCAGCGCUCGACGAAGCCCUCCAGAAAAUCACCACCGCCGUGGCACAUUUCCACCGCGCGGGCCCGUUCUAUCAGCAUCGCAGCGAGGCUUUUUGGAUUUUCGCGGCGGGGUGUUGGGGGAGGGGGAAGUGGGAGGCGGAAAUCAGAGGGAAGCUGGGGAGGGAGGGAGAGGAGAAGAUGGAGGUAAAGUGA